Physcomitrium patens is the source of this 2186-nucleotide messenger RNA. RefSeq lists its product as uncharacterized. The record is from RefSeq and is a predicted model, not a curated record. Gene Ontology annotation, biological process: purine nucleotide metabolic process. NCBI's taxonomy places the organism in Eukaryota, Viridiplantae, Streptophyta, Bryopsida, Funariales, Funariaceae. Gene Ontology annotation, molecular function: GMP kinase activity. Gene Ontology annotation, cellular component: cytosol.
AUAUUUGUCUAUGGCAGGCUCCUCUCCGCUGCUGACAUCGGUGCAGCCUGGGAUUGGUCCAGGUUUAGAUAGAACCAUCGCAGCAGUAGCAGCCCCUGGGGAAAAGUGGCUUCGAACCCAGUUUGGAGUGUUGUAAUACUUGGUCUCCGUUGUGUCGCCGUCCCCUGACGUGAGUUCUGGGGCUGUUUUGUUGGGUCUUAUUUAUUUAUUUAUUUAUUUUACAUACCGAGGGAAAGGGUGGCGAAUCUGGGUGGUUUGAUGGUGUCUGCAAGGUUGGAACACAUGCAAGUCCACUUGUGCUGUUCACUCCACUUGGGCUCGGCUAGUUGCCCCCCUGGUGCCCCACUCUCCUUGUGGAGUGGUGGAGGAGAUUCAUAUUUUUUGCUGUUGACUGGGGGUGUGUGGUGAGGGGAAUAAGUUUUGUUUUGGUUUUUUUGCUUAAGGCAUUCCGGCAACACGUUGGGCACUAGUGAGUUCAUUUUUCUUGGACAUUGUGUUGUGAGUGUGAGGAUUUCGUGCUUUGACAGGUGGGGUGGACAAGAGAUAAGAGAGUGUGUGUCUGGUUUGGGCGGGGUUUGUGCUUUUGAAAUUUUAGAUUUUAGAUUUAUUAUUAUUAUUUUUUUUGGAGGGUGGGGAGUAGAGAGACAUUUUUAAGUCCAGGAUUGUGCCUUGUUGUUUUGGUUUGAGUUGCAGAGGCGGCGGAUUUUGAGGAGUAGAGAGAGAGUAUCACACAAGAGUUGUAGUGCUUUUUGUGUUUGUUUGUUUGUUUAGCAUCAUGGGUAUGAAGGCGGUGACCUCCGUGUCGGAGUCUCCGAGGCCGGUGGUUAUAUGUGGGCCUUCAGGAGUUGGCAAGGGCACUCUCAUUGGGAGGUUGAUGAAAGACUUCCCGGACAAGUUCGGCUUCUCCGUGAGCCACACCACUCGUGCGCCCCGAGCAAAGGAGAUUGAUGGGGUGCAUUAUCAUUUCACCACCCGUCCUGUGAUGGAGCAAGAAAUCAAGGAAGGCAAAUUUCUGGAGUCUGCGGAGGUCCAUGGCAACUUGUAUGGAACAAGCUGGGCUGCUGUUGAGGCUGUCGCUGACGCUGGCAAGAUCUGUAUAUUGGAUAUUGAUGUUCAAGGUGCUCAGGCAGUGCGGAACAGUGGCCUGAAAGCCACAUAUAUUUUUAUCAAGCCUCCAGCCCCUGAGGAAGAAGAGCUUGAAAAACGGCUUCGAGGAAGAGACACGGAGACAGAAGAACAAAUACAGAAGCGACUUAAAAACGCUAAGAAGGAGCUUGAGCGUGCCAAAGACCCCACUCUAUUUGAUUACAUUCUUGUGAAUGCCGAGCUGGAUCAGGCGUACGAAGAACUGAAGGCCUUGCUAGGUCUCGGCAGUUCGAUUACAUCUACCCACUGCCAUGGCACUACGGAAUAUCUGCUAAAUGGAUCUAAGGCUUCAUUGUCAAAUGGUUGUCAAUUGCCAUCAAAGAACGGGACAUCUAUGAUCAAUCAUGAAUCGAUUGUAGAUCAUUCCAAAUGUGGGAACGGAACUUCUGGAACCUCGAGAAUGAAUGUAUUGUUCCGUAACGGCUCAGCACAUCAUCCAAAAUCCAACGGUGUGUUAAAACAUUCGAAGUCUUUGUCUGCCAAUUGCAGCCAUUCAUUGCCCAUGUUGGCCACACCAGACCUUUUGGUUAACAUGCACUCAGCAACAGGGUCCCCAAGAGUCAAAGAGAUAUCAGCAUCAUAACCCUCGUAGUGAAGCCCUUGGGUUGUUGCAAUAGAACAUGUCCGGGUACUGUGUACCCUUUUCAUUGACGCUCUCUUUUUAGCAGAGUCAAUUCUUUCCAGAAGUGGGUUCAAAUGUAAUAUCAACUCGCUUCUGCCCUUUUAGAUUAAGAGAAUCAAGGACCUGAGAUCUAGUAUAUUGCACUAGAUUUAGGCCAGUCACGUGUAACCGAAACCCUGUCUCCUUCGCAUCUCCAUCGAGUCUAAAAGUAAAAUACGAACUGGUCAGAAAUACAUCCUCUAAAGUUAAUUUUUUUAGACUUGCAUCCAAAGCAUUUUGGCCCACAAGGGGGACGUAGCAAUUGUGGCGAGUGAAAUUCUUUGAUUUUUGUAAGGUAUAGAAGACAUUUUAACAUGUCGGUCAUUUUUUAAUUGAAUCUCAGUCUGAUAUACAUUGAGGCUGCUUUCAACUUGGUUUA